UCAUAAUAUAUAUACAAACAUUGUACCACAUUUUCUGGGCUUUUUCUGUCUGAUUAGGUAAGUAUUGUUGGACAAACUUUUGAGAGCGAAAUGAGGGUAUUUCCUGGAUUUGGUGGCUGGAUCAAUCAGAACACUCAGCAGCCUCCCAAGGCUGAGGCCAAAACAUCUGCGAAUGUUAAUACUAAUUCAGUGUCAGAGAAAGAUAGUAAUAAUCAAUUAUAUUAUGACAAAGAGGACAUGAAGAAGCAAUAUGAACUUUGGAGUGUUGGAGAGAAGAAGCAUCCAUGGUAUGAUGCCCCUCCUAAGGUGAAGGUGACGACAAAAAAGGGACUAUGCCAUAUGAACAUAGAAAUGACAUUGGGCUGGAUACCUGAUGGAGUCUUCGAACUUUUCACUAAUCCAAAUGACGGCCCACUCUUCUUUGAUAUGAACAAGCAUGGGCGUCAACUUCUGGAAUACAAAUCAAGAAAAGUUUUAAAGAAGGAUGGACCGAGGCAGAUCGUGAAGGUGCAGCAAGCUCUGGCAUGGGACUUCCUUUGGUGGUCGGGUUCUAUCCCGAUAGAAUUAAUUGUGGAUGAAAACCAAAAAAAAUUUACAGCAAAAUAUAAAAAAGAGAAAAUGAUUUUCAUGAAAGUAUUCGAAGGUAGCUAUAAAGUGGAGCCACUAUAUGCUGAUUCAGUACGCUUGUGCAAGCAAAAGGAGCCGAAGAGUCUACAAGAAUACAAAACUUGUAGUGGCGAACGAGGAAGGAUAGCAUCGAAAGUAACAAUGGACCAAUACUUUCAGCCAUAUCCUCCUUUUAAUUUGCCGCCAUUUUCUUGGUUUAUUCGUGAUAUUACAAUCAAGACCACCACAACUCUGCUCAAAAUGCUUCAACAUGCGAGUGUCGUGUUACGAGAGUGACUCUAGAUAAUAAUGUUAUAAAGACUUUCAAGCAACAAACAUGAAAAUUUAAACACUAACUUAAAUACGCAUGCAUAUCGGCAUUUGUGUGUUUCAAAUUUAAUAUAUUCUUACAAUCCUUAACUUUAAAAAAAAAAAUGCGCGUUUACUUUAGGACGUGAUCAGUGAUACUUUAGGCCUAUA
Camelina sativa (false flax) is the source of this 1086-nucleotide messenger RNA. RefSeq lists its product as uncharacterized. NCBI's taxonomy places the organism in Eukaryota, Viridiplantae, Streptophyta, Magnoliopsida, Brassicales, Brassicaceae. The record is from RefSeq and is a predicted model, not a curated record.